GAGGCGGGCCCGCCCCCUGUGCGCGCAGGCGCGCGCGGCGCGGGUCUCGGACGGCAGCUCGGCGCCGGGCGGCCACGGGCGGGCCUCGCAGCUUGUAGGCCUACCAGGAUGGAGGGGAAUGCCGAAAUGGAGAUGCUGAGAACACUGAAGGGGCCCUCCACAGGAGAGGUCAACGUGCACCUGGUGGCCAGAGACAGCCCAGGUUCCAGCUCUCACCUGCCCACUACUGCCUUCAUCAUACCAGCCGGCUCCACCACCCUUGGCCUGCCCAGCAGUGCCCUGGAUGUUUCCUGUUUUCCACGGGAGCCCAUCCAUGUGGGCACUCCGGAGCGAGUGGCGGGCAGCGUACCUGUCACGGCCACCGUUCUGCCGCAGUUAAGCCCCGGGCCUGCGGCCAGCUCCGGCGCCACCUCAGUGCGGCUCCUGGAGUGGACGGAGGCCGCAGCCCCGCCUCCUGGGAGCGGCCUGCGGUUCCGGAUAAGCGAGUACGCACCGCUGAGCAUGGUAGGAGCGGAGCAGCCCCCGAGUCCAGAGCUACGGCCCGAAGGUGUGGCCGAAUAUGAAGAUGGCGAGGCCCCGGCGGGAGGUGGCGAUGCGGGCACCCAACAGCCGGCGGACCUCCCCCAGGAUCCUCCAGAAGAUUCCCCCCAGGAUCCCCCAGAAGAUGAUGGCACCUGUCAGUGCCAGGAGUGUGGACCUCAGCAAAGCGCGGUUCCAGAUCCUGUUGGUUCCUCCAAUGAUGACUGCCCGCCGCUGUUCCAAGAGCGGUCAGUCAUAGUGGAGAACUCCUCAGGCCAGAACUCCUGCACCAGCGCUUCUGAGCUUCUCAAACCCAUGAAGAAGAGGAAGCGCAGGGAAUACCACAGCCCCUCAGAGGAGGAGUCAGAGCCUGAGGCCUUGGAGAAGCAAGAAGAAGGAAAGGAUCCAGAGGGACAGCCGGCUGCUAGCACCCCAGAGAGUGAGGAUUGCAACAACAGCCAGUCUGCAUCAGGGGAGAAGAAAGAAGGCUGGUCAUGGGAGUCCUACCUCGAGGAGCAGAAGGCUGUCACUGCCCCUGUCAGCCUCUUCCAGGACUACCAGGCAGUCACUCAUAAUAAGAAUGGCUUCAGACCGGGCAUGAAGUUGGAAGGCAUCGACCCUCAACACCCGUCCAUGUACUUCAUCCUCACCGUGGCCGAGGUGUGUGGCUACCGCCUACGUCUGCACUUUGAUGGGUAUUCCGAGUGCCAUGACUUCUGGAUCAAUGCCAACUCCCCUGACAUUCACCCUGCCGGCUGGUUCGAGAAGACUGGACACAAGCUGCAGCCCCCCAAAGGUUACAAGGAGGAGGAGUUCAGCUGGGGCCAAUACCUGCGCAGCACACGAGCUCAGGCCGCCCCCAAGCACCUGUUCAUGAGCCAGAGCCACAGCCCCCCACCCCUGGGCUUCCAGGUGGGCAUGAAGCUGGAGGCAGUGGACCGCAUGAACCCGUCCCUCGUCUGCGUGGCCAGCGUGACCGACGUGGUGGACAGCCGCUUCCUAGUGCAUUUUGACAACUGGGAUGAUACUUACGACUACUGGUGUGACCCCAGCAGCCCCUACAUCCACCCGGUGGGCUGGUGCCAGAAGCAAGGAAAGCCCCUCACCCCUCCACAAGACUACCCAGACCCUGAUAGCUUCUGUUGGGAGAAGUAUCUGGAAGAAACCGGGGCAUCUGCUGUGCCCACCUGGGCCUUCAAGGUGCGGGCCCCACACAGCUUUCUGGUCAACAUGAAACUGGAGGCCGUGGACCGUAGGAACCCAGCCCUGGUGCGCGUGGCCAGCGUGGAGGACGUGGAGGACCAUCGGAUAAAGCUCCACUUUGAUGGCUGGAGUCACGCCUAUGACUUCUGGAUUGACGCCGACCACCCAGACAUCCACCCUGCGGGCUGGUGCUCCAAGACAGGACAUCCCUUGCAGCCUCCUCUCCGACCCAGAGAGCCCAGCUCUGCCUCCCCCGGGGGCUGUCCCCCUCUCAGCUGUCGGAGCCUGCCACACACUAGGACCUCCAAGUACAGCUUUCACCACCGGAAGUGCCCCACUCCUGGUUGUGAUGGUUCCGGACACGUCACAGGCAAGUUCACAGCUCACCAUUGCCUCUCGGGCUGCCCGCUGGCUGAGAGGAACCAGAGUCGGCUGAAGGCGGAGUUAUCCGACACAGAGGCCUCGGCCCGUAAGAGGAACCUCUCGGGCUUCUCCCUAAGGAAGAAGCCUCGCCAUCAUGGCCGGAUUGGACGCCCUCCUAAAUACCGGAAGAUCCCACAGGAAGAUUUCCCAACGCUAGCCGUGGACGCUAUGCACCAGUCCCUCUUCAUGUCAGCCCUGUCGGCCCACCCGGACCGCUCGCUGUCCGUGUGCUGGGAGCAGCACUGCAAGCUCCUGCCGGGAGUGGCGGGCAUCUCGGCCUCCGCGGUUGCCAAGUGGACCAUUGAUGAGGUCUUCAGCUUCGUUCAGACCCUGACCGGCUGUGAGGACCAGGCACGACUCUUCAAAGAUGAGGUGAGGUACAAGUGCAGAGUGGGGGCAGAAGGGUCAGUCACUGAGGCAACAGGGAGCAGAUGCCCUCAGCAGCGCUGCCCCCUGCCAGGGAGCGCCCUCUGUGGUCCUGCCUGUGGGAGACUGGUCACAGUGACCCACGUCUCUGGGAAAAAUCCAGUAUGGACCGUGGCCCAGCUUGCAAACCCUCUGUGUUCAGAUCACCGCAGGAAGGAGAAUGCCUCUCAGAGACGGGGCUCCAUUCGCUCCUCUGCUCUCCGUGCGGCCCGUCUUCCAAACCCAGCUCACUAGGGACAGUAAGCUCAAGUGGGUCCUGAAAGGCAUAGGUCUGCCUCUUACUGCCAGCGUCCUAACACAUACGUAGUACCGAGACCCGAAAGCUUACCAAGGACGAGAAGCAGUGAGUCGUACAUAAAAGAACCAUAGCUUUACAGACAGGGUGGGUGUGAAUCCCAGUUCUGCCAGUUCGAGCCCUAUACUGUGCGUGAGUCUGCAUCUUCUUAUCUAUAAAAUGAGUUAAAACAGGGAUAAUGCGGGCCAUAACGGUGACAGCCUCGCAGGGCUGUCCUGAGCAAUGGCAAUGAUGAAUGGAUCAUGAUACCAGAAUGUCUAGUAUAAUUAUAUCGCUAGCCUGCUAUAGAGUAAUACACAAAUCCUAUCACUAUAACAGAAUGCCUGGUACUGGGGUGGGGGUUGGGGGCUCAGUGGUGGUUUUAACUCUGAAUAGUCGUCCUUAAGUCCUCAAGUGAAGAGUUUUAUCGUGACUCUCCGAAUUCACACAGUUUGAAACUGGAAGGGUAGCUUGGAGUUUGUUUAGAUCUCCCCUCCCAAGAAUACACGCGUCCAUCCCCCUUCAUCCAGGAAAGCGUAGUCUCAGCUUCCCAUAAAUGAGAAAGGCGCCCAUAGGAAAGAAGUCUGUUCCUCUUCCCUGAGAAGACUCAUUCCCUCCAGACCCAGCACAGCCGGUUCUUCAUAGUAACCUCGUGCGGGGGAGCCCACAGAUGCCACCCCACUCCAGGUGCUUGCCUCCUGGGCUGGUGGUCUUACUCUGACAUAUGUGUUCAGGGCUGUACCCCGGUUUCAGAUGCUUUCUGACCAGCACAGAACACGCCGGUUGAGUUCUCCCAUACGUGCUUUCUGGUUUGGUUUUUAAAAGGGCUUUAUCUUUACAGAGCAGUUUUAGAUUGACAGCAAAAUGGAGAGGAAAGUACAGAGAUUCCCCAUCCAACCCCCACCCUGACACCCCCACCCACCACCAGGCACAGCCUGCCCCCCCCCACCUUAUCAGCUGCGCUCACCACAGGGGCACACUUGUUAGAAUCGUUGAACCAACACCCAGAUGCUUUUUAAUGGAGUUAAAAAUGUACAUGGAACAAAAUCCAUGCACCUUAGAAGUACAGUUCCACGAGUUUCGUGAGACGAACGCACAUGAACCCAGCACUUCAGCCAAGAUCUAGAACGUUCCCAUCAUACCAGGGAGUUCUUACAGACGUCUUUCUUGGCCCCUUUGUCAGUCCCCGCCCUCAUCAGCGGCCACUGUUCUAAUUUCUAGCACCGUAAGUUAGUUAUACCUGUUCUCAGACGUCACAUAAAGGGGGGUGCAGCUUUUAUCCUUUGGUGUCUGUCUCUUUUCACUCAGUGUGAUGUUUCUCAGGCUCAUCCGUGUUAUCGUGUAUACCAGUGGUCUGUCCAUUCGUAUUGCUGAGUUCUGCUCCAUUUUAUGAAGAGCCCAUGCUUCUCCCGUUACUGGAUAUUUGGGUUGUUUUCUCUUCCCCUAGAUGCAAACCCUAUAUAAUUUUUCUUUUCUUUUCUUUUUCUUUUUUUUUUUUUUAAGCAAAAAUUAAGUUUGCACUAGCUUCAUUAUAGCCACAUCAGACUAGCUUGGAGGUCACGAAAGUCCCCAAGUGCCUUUUAUUAUAUCAAUUAUCCAUUAUAUUCUAACCACAUUUUCCAGUUUGUUACUUGUACCACUGUUCUUUUUUUUAUUAACCUAAUGUAAAACUUUACAUUUAUCCCUAUUAAAUGUUAUUUUGUUGG
This is a messenger RNA of Lontra canadensis (Northern American river otter), 4551 nucleotides long. It is a transcript of the gene L3MBTL1, whose product is annotated as L3MBTL histone methyl-lysine binding protein 1. The transcript is spliced from 21 exons. The record is from RefSeq and is a predicted model, not a curated record. Gene Ontology annotation, molecular function: protein binding; zinc ion binding. The coding region runs from base 109 to 2805 and encodes 898 amino acids. NCBI's taxonomy places the organism in Eukaryota, Metazoa, Chordata, Mammalia, Carnivora, Mustelidae. Gene Ontology annotation, biological process: regulation of DNA-templated transcription. Gene Ontology annotation, cellular component: nucleus.